Molecule: messenger RNA, 930 nt
Organism: Acipenser ruthenus (sterlet)
Lineage: Eukaryota; Metazoa; Chordata; Actinopteri; Acipenseriformes; Acipenseridae
Product: stomatin-like
Exons: 4
Coding region: 35-604 (189 amino acids)
Cellular component (GO): plasma membrane
Source: RefSeq, a predicted model, not a curated record
CCUGCCAUGUACUGACACUUUUGUAAAAGUGGACAUGAGAACGAUUUCAUUUGAUAUUCCUCCUCAAGAGAUUCUGACCAAAGACUCAGUGACUGUCUGUGUCGAUGGAGUGGUUUUUUUCAGGGUUCAUUCUGCCAUCGCCUCAGUGGCAAAUGUAUCAGAUUCAGACCAGGCCAUACGCUUACUGGCUCAGACUACCCUGAGAAACGUCCUUGGAACAAAGAACCUGUCUCAGAUCUUAUCUGACAGAGAGGAGAUUGCACAUAACAUGCAGGCAACACUUGAUGAAGCCACAGACAAUUGGGGUAUAAAAGUGGAGCGUGUGGAGAUCAAGGAUGUCAAACUGCCUUUGCAGAUGCAGAGAGCUAUGGCAGCUGAGGCCGAAGCUACCAGAGAGUCUAGAGCCAAGGUUAUUGCAGCAGAAGGUGAGAUGAAUGCCUCCCGAGCCCUCAAGGAAGCCUCCUUAGUGAUAGCCGAGUCUCCAUCAGCUCUACAGCUGCGAUACCUCCAAACCCUGACCACCAUUGCCACUGAGAAGAACUCCACCAUUGUCUUUCCCCUGCCUAUUGACUUACUGCAAGGCUUUAUGUCAAAGGGGAAAUAACUGCUGUCUGUUUGUAACAAUUACCUGUCUUCAUUUCAAUAGGAUGGCACAGGUUUUAAUUGGACAUUAACUCUUUAUGUAAUGUUGUAAUCUACAAAUUAGGAACUAUUUAAGAUAAAUACAAAAUAAAUACGAACAAAAAAGUCAAUUUCUCCUUUCAGUAAAAAUGUGACAAAGUGAGAGACUUGGUUAUUAUUUUUAUUGAAAGACUACUAAAACUUCUGAUUUGAUCCUUUGGACAAACCACCAAAACAAAUUAACAAUUACAAAUAUAAGAAAUAGACAAAGCAAUAACAGUUUAUAUCAGUCCUCAAAUGUGCAUUACA